GAGUUACUCCAGCAUUUUGUGCCUAAUAUAUGUCGGCGCCGGAGUCGGGACUGGUCAGAGCACCGCCUCCUGCUCCAGAUUGAUCGCUGCCAGCCGGGGCUUGUGCAGUCGGUGGCGGGAUGGCGGCGCGACUGGUUGUGCGGAGCGGCUACGGCCUCGGGCGCCUGGCGGCUGCAGGACGACCGUCCACCAGGCUGCUGGUCAGAUCCAUGGCAUCCACGGGUGUUCCAACAGAUGAAGAACAGUCCACUGGCCUUGAACGAAAGACUUUGCAAGCGAUGAAAAAAGGGAUGGAUCCCUACAGUAUUUUAAAACCUAAAGUGUACGCAGGUACUAAGGCGGAUCCUCACAUUGUUCCUUCAAUCACUGAGAAGAGGCUUGUUGGCUGCAUUUGUGAAGAGGACAACACAUCAAUAGUUUGGUUCUGGCUACAUUCGGGAACCCCCAGCGGUGUCCGUCCUGUGGAUCACACUAUAAACUGGAGCAUCAUGAGCUUCCUCAUUAAUCUUGUAAUUGAUCAGGUAGCUUGGGCUACCUUUUUUGUUGCAGAAGUCAAUAAUUUGCACUUUACAAAAUAAAUACUGCUAAUUA
Molecule: messenger RNA, 591 nt
Organism: Leucoraja erinaceus (little skate)
Lineage: Eukaryota; Metazoa; Chordata; Chondrichthyes; Rajiformes; Rajidae
Product: cytochrome c oxidase subunit 5B, mitochondrial
Biological process (GO): mitochondrial electron transport, cytochrome c to oxygen
Cellular component (GO): mitochondrial envelope
Source: RefSeq, a predicted model, not a curated record